GGGAGAGGAAGGGGUAUGCAUCAUGCAGUAGAGGAUGCGGUUCGGAGAGGAAACCGAUGAGGAUCUACGUGUGUCUGCGUGUGCGCAAAUGUGGUCGAGAGGUCGGUCGUCAUUGGCCGUGAUGAUCCCACGGUGUCGGAAGCCUGACCCCUGAGGAGAUUUUGGCGAUUCGGGUCUGAGCUGUUUCUCCAGAGACCUCGAGCCUUCUUCUCUAAGGCUGUCGCCUCGCCUUGGCCUCUCCCGCUUGCCGCCCAGAGGUCUUCCACUACAUCAGCAACGGCAGCGACGUCGUUGCCGAGCCGCAGUUCGACCGGGCCUUCGCGCUGCACCGGGUGUCCGUGGCGGCCAAGGCCUGCAUGUUGCGCCUCCGCGCACGGAACGACAACCGCACCGAGGCCUGGAUGGGCUUGAGCGUGGGGGGCACGGAUGUGUCCACCAUGCUGGAGAACUGUUCCUUGGACACGGGCCGUGCGAUGGGCGUGGACGCGACCGCCAUCAUGGACUUCCUCCAGAAUCUGGAUGGGCAGGCGGGCUUCAGCCAGGAGGAGUUCGACGCCGCCUGGGACGAGGUGGAGGUGUGCCCCGCCGGGCACUUUAGGAACUCUCCCAUCGUCUUCCACUGCCACCGGAGCUCUGGCAGGGCCCACUUCGACAUGCGGGCGCGCCGCACCCAGGUCGUGACCGACGUGCCCGCGGGCGCCGUCAGUUUGCAGGUGGGCGUGGCCUCCGACCAGGACGUGGACCUGCUCCUGUGGGACGAGGUGGAGCAGACCUGGGUGGUCAAGUGGGAGGGCGGCGUCGUGUCGGCGAACCAGCCCGUAGGCACCUACCACGGGGUUGAGAUCCGCUUCAGCGGCGACGAGACGGAGCCCCCCGUGGUCGAGGAGUCGAUCCAGGUCGCUGGGACGCUGCCCGUCCGCCUGCAGGUGCAGGUGAACAACUUCGCGAGCGAGGACGCGGUUGCCGUGGUGGCCUACUCCUGGGAUAGGAUCGAGGACUGUCCCGCAGCGCCAGAGGGCUGCCUGGCCUACAACGAGACGAGGGCCAGCCUGGCGGCGCGGAGCUUCUCCGCUUGGCUGGCGGACUCGUACAGCUCCGAGAGCGAGGCGUGGGCCGGCGUGUGCGGCAGCUCCGCAGAGAGGUACUUCCGGCAGCAGAAGGCGCUCGGCCUGGAGACGCGCAGCGUGCCAUUCUACGCGUGGGCCGAGGUGUGGAAGGCCUGGCCUCACCACGAGCACACCGAGUCCUCGUGGCAGGAGGUCUUCCACCUGGCCGACGAGGACAAGUCUGGGGCCGUGGACCAGGCGGAGUUCGGCCUCCUCUACCGGAGGCACGACCGGCUGGCCACGAUGGAGCACUUCUUCGAGGAGAUGCGCGAGGUGUUCGUGGAGUCCGGCGAGGCGUGCUCCGCCAUAGCGGGCGAGGGCGCGCCCAACAUUACUCGACGGCGGUGGGACACGGUCCUCGCGGACUUUGCCGACGGCGGCAUGCUGCCGGGCGGGCUGCGCAUGUGCAGGCCGAGGGCCGCCCCCCUGGAGCACAGCUUUGCAUAUCUGAAGCCGCUCAGGCUCGGCCGCGCCCACGCGGAGGCGAGGGAAGGCGCUGUCGACGUCGGGCUGGCAGAGGCGAGCGGCAUCGUGGGAGGGAGCUUCACCGCCCUUGCGCGAGUCUGGCUGGGGAGCCCGGCGGGCACCGAGGCGGAGUCCUCUGCGGAGGGAGACGAGGCAACCGCGUCCGAGCCGUUCGAUUGUGGCGCGGGCUACAACAACUGGGAGGCUGGUUGGUCCACGGGGAAGAAGUCUUGGUGCUGCAAGAAUAAGAACCUAGCCUGCCAGUCAGAGCCCUUCGACUGUGAUGCGGGCUACAGCAACUGGAAAGCCGGGUGGUCCUGGCCGAAGAAGCAGUGGUGCUGCCAGCAUAAGUCCAUGGGCUGCGAGCCAGAAAACGAAAACGUGGCGGUCUUCCAUACGCCGGAGGCCACGGAGAGGGACUUCCAGAAUGCGAGCGCGCUCUUCCUCGGCCUCCGCCGCAGCCACCUUGCUAUGGCUUUCGGGAACGAUGACUGCCAGGCAUCUGGCAGUGUUCCUGGAAAUGUCUGGUCCACAGUCGCUUGGAUAUACGACGCGGAGACACAUGAGCAGCGCUUGCACGUCGAUGGCAGGACCGUCCACAUCUGCAAGGGGGUGAAACCCUUCAUGGGCAACGGUCAAAAGGUCAAGCUGGGCCCAAGCCCAGGCCUCCUGGGGCCGGAUGGGGUGCUGAAUUCGCUGCUUCUCUUCCCCUCCGCGUUGUCCGACCCGCAGGUGGCGGAGGUCUUGCGCCAAGCGCCGACGUGGUCCCACCCAGCCGAGCUCUCCUUCAGCCGCCCGGGGGGCAGGGGCGCCCUGCGCGUGGGCUCGGCACUGGACGUCGGCCUUUCGGGUGGCUCUUUCACGGCCAGCAUGACGCUUCGGCGUGCAGACUCCCAGCUCGACUCCCCAGACGACACGUACACGAUUCUGGGCGCGCCUAGCGACGAUUCUUUCGAGGUGGUGGUCUCGAAUGGGACCUUGGGCGUCAGCUUUUUCGGCAACCGCUGCUGCUCCCGCACGCCAGUGCCCAAGGAGGAGUGGGUGCACGUGGCCUUCAUGUACAACGCGCACGAGGAGGAGCAGCUGAUUUACCAGGAGUUCGGAUGCAACUCUGUGGAGGUUAGACUCAUAAUCGGCGCUGUUAGAUCCGUGGUCGAAAACUGGCCUCUGAUCCCCCUGAAUCCGGCUCAAUUCACCGAGCGCGUUUCACUAUUCGCGAAUCGCCUACUCGCAAACGUCCGAU
Prorocentrum cordatum is the source of this 2814-nucleotide messenger RNA. NCBI's taxonomy places the organism in Eukaryota, Dinophyceae, Prorocentrales, Prorocentraceae. The record is from the annotation of a GenBank genome assembly.